AUGAGCGGUGCCAAUCCCGGAAACCCUUCGGGAGGAAUCGGUUUCAUCGACUCGGUCCAGGCUGCCGAUGAGCACACCUACCAGGAAGAAGUUGUUCUGGACCAGGCCAAGGAUGGAAAGCACGCUAUCACACACGUUGAGGAUGGCCCCGAGUUCUCCAAGGAGGAGUACGACCUCAACCAAGACAUUGCAGACGCCGAGAAUGUUCAGCGUGGCAUGACCAUCAAGGAGGCUAUCAGGAACUACUAUCCCUCCAUCCUGUGGAGCUCCGUCGCCUGUUGGACGAUUCUAAUGGAAGGCUAUGGUUCGCCCUCGGGAAGCUAUUGGGUACUCGAACCAUUCUUGGAGAAGUACGGAUUUUGGUCAGACGAGCUCCAGAAGUACUACAUCCCUGCCGAUUGGCAGAUGGCCAUUGGUGAAAUGUCCUCGGUGGGCUGUAUCUUUGGUGUCGUUGUUGCCUCGUGGCAGUGCGACAAGACUGGUUUCCGUUGGUCCAUGAUUACGAACAUGAUCCUUUACACUGGCUUUGUCGGCAUGAUGGUCUUCUCGCCCAACAUCAAGGUUCUCCUCGCGUCCAACCUCUGCAUGGGCUACGUUUGGGGUUCGAUGUCGAUGAUGGCCGUGACGUACGCGUCCGAGAUCACCCCUAUUCAGCUCCGUUCCUACAUGACUUCGUUCAUCCAGCUUGUUUGGACCAUUGGUGGUCUCAUCGACACUACCGUCGUCAACGCGUGGCUCGUCCCGCGCCAGGACCAGGUCAUUGGCUACAUGCUCCCCUGGGCGCUCCAGUGGCUCUGGCCCGUUCCCCUCAUUACCGGCAUGCUGUUUGCCCCAGAGUCGCCCUGGUGGCUCACGCGCAAGGGACGCAUUGAAGAGGCUGAAAAGGCCAUCAACCGUCUCUACGCUGGCUCCGACCCCGACAUUGGCCGCAAGACGGUUGCCAUGAUGAUCCGUACCGACGAGCUGGAAAAGCAGGCCACCGCUGGCGCCCGUUUCCGUGACUGCUUCCGCGGUGUCAACUUCCGCCGCACCCAGAUUGCCUGCAUGGCCUUUUCGUGCCAGAUCCUUUGCGGUGCCGUUCUCUCGUGGAAUUCGACCUUCUUCUUCGUGCAGGCUGGUCUCCCUACCACUGCCGCCUUCCGCUUUGGUCUGGGCCAGUCUGGCAUUGCCCUCGUCGGCGUGAUAAUCGCCUGGUUCCUCAUGUCCCGCGUGGGUCGCCGCAAGAUCUUCCUUUUCGGCCUCUCUGGCAUGGCCUCGUGUCUCCUUGCCAUGGGCUUCUGUGCCGUCGCCGUCGACCACGGCCACAAGGGCGCCCUUUGGGGCCAGGCCGCCUUCCUGCUCCUCUGGGUGGGCAUUUACGGACUGACCAUCGGACCCGUCGCGUUCACUGUUGUUUCCGAGUGUUCGUCCACUCAGCUCCGCUCCAAGACGGUCGGACUCGGACGUCUCACCUUUGACAUCCUCGCUAUCCCUGCUGGUAUCAUCAACCCGUACAUGAUCAACGCGACGGCUUGGAACUGGGGAGGCAAGACCGCCUUCUUCUGGUCAGCGCCCUGCAUCCUCAUUUGCACGUGGUGCUACUUCUAUCUGCCAGAAUUCAAGGACCGCAGCUACCGUGAGAUUGACAUUCUCUUUGAGAAUGGCGUCCCUGCACGCAAGUUCAGCACCACCGUUGUCAACGUCGACGAUGACAUCAAGCACAUUGCCGCGGUCAACAGUGAGAAGUAA
Messenger RNA from Apiotrichum porosum, 1728 nucleotides. RefSeq lists its product as uncharacterized. Gene Ontology annotation, cellular component: membrane. Gene Ontology annotation, biological process: carbohydrate transport; transmembrane transport. The transcript is spliced from 6 exons. The record is from RefSeq and is a predicted model, not a curated record. Lineage: Eukaryota; Fungi; Basidiomycota; Tremellomycetes; Trichosporonales; Trichosporonaceae. The coding region runs from base 1 to 1728 and encodes 575 amino acids. Gene Ontology annotation, molecular function: carbohydrate:proton symporter activity.